AUGACUAAUUCUACUGAUUUAAUGCAAUUAUAUAUUUUAUUAUCAUAUGAAAAGUUACAACGUUCAACAAUAAGCCAACAUCAACGUCCGAUAGAAGCUUCAUUACGUAAUCGUUUAUUAGUUUGGCGUUUUUUAAAAAAAAUCGAAAAUGAGCCAAUUACAACGAUAAAUUAUGAACAAGAAUUUUUUACAAAUAAUUCUGAUAAUAAUACUUUAGAAGAUGAUAAUUCCUGGAUACUUGAUUUAAAUACAAAUUUUCAUGAUGAUAUGGAUAUUGAAAAUGAUUUAGUAAAUGUUGUAAGUAAUAAUGAAAUAAAUAGUAUUAAUAAUUCUACAUGUGAAACAAUGAAUAUUGAUCAAACAUCCGAUAUAAAUCUAUUAUUAAAACGUGCAAUUGGUGCUGAAAGAAGACAAAAACCAUUAACAGAUAAUUUAUAUUUCAACGAAGAUAAUAAUAAUAAUGAUAAUAAUACAAAUCUUCCUCAGAUAUCUCAAUCAAAUACAUUUGAAGAAAGUGAACAAUUUUUUCAUGAUCUCUGUGCUGAAUUAACAAAUACAACAGCAGCACUUGUAUCAUCAUCAACUACAAAUAUAUUAAAUUUUUCUUCAUCAGCAGAGCAAACACUUAUACAUUAA
Adineta steineri is the source of this 636-nucleotide messenger RNA. NCBI's taxonomy places the organism in Eukaryota, Metazoa, Rotifera, Eurotatoria, Adinetida, Adinetidae. The record is from the annotation of a GenBank genome assembly.